Messenger RNA from Alternaria alternata, 791 nucleotides. RefSeq lists its product as hypothetical. Gene Ontology annotation, biological process: protein folding in endoplasmic reticulum. The record is from RefSeq and is a predicted model, not a curated record. The coding region runs from base 215 to 628 and encodes 137 amino acids. Gene Ontology annotation, cellular component: EMC complex. The transcript has 2 exons. NCBI's taxonomy places the organism in Eukaryota, Fungi, Ascomycota, Dothideomycetes, Pleosporales, Pleosporaceae.
CUUGAAGGGUCUACGAGCGGAUCACAGGCGCCAAGCAAAAGUGAAGCUCACGGCUUCGCACCACGAACGCCGACCUGCACCAACGCAACCGCUUUCCACCUCGAUUGUCAACGCGUAGGCCACGAGACAUUGUACGAAUAAACCCUGAGUUAUCUCUUCCAAUCGCCGAAUACUCCACGCAUCGAUCGGCUUCGUGCACCCCGCCAACUUCGCAAUGGCUAUCUUGGGAACGGCGCUGAACGGCAUCGGCGCGCUCUUCCUCACACAUGCCGUCUACUCCACCCACGAACACACCGCAACCUUUGCCUCAACACCCCUCCCGCUCGACAUUUCGCUCGAACUCCUCACAUCCAUUCUCCUCCUAUCCCUCGGCAUCGUCAUAUCUUUUGCGCCGUUGAAACCGAUACAAUACGCACAAUGGGCGGGCCAACUCUCGAGACAAGGACGACACGGAGAGGGACAGUACACAAAAGAGGGCGAAGAGAUCUUGAGCGAAGGCGAUCCUUAUGCAUUCUUGGGGCUAGAUGGUGGAAUCGCCGGGAAAGGCGAAGGUAGGAGGGGCUUCUGGGAUGUCAAAGGGAAGAAGAAAGAAUACGAGGAAUGGGUUAGGCAGGGGGGCAAACAGUAGAUGUGUGCGGACAGGGAGGGUCGAUAUGGGUUAAGAGGCCCGAUGGGAAAUGGGAAGUAUGGAGCACAAGCGAUGUGCAUUCAGCUUGCUUGUCAAGUGUGCACGCCAUCACGAAGCGAUUAGGAUUCGAUACCAAAGACGAUUGUGUGUCGACUAACGUUGC